AUGGACGUUAUUCCAUCAUAUUUAUCUGCCCAGUGUGUCAUACUUGCCAUAACUUCAACUGACUCAACAGUAGUAUACUACAAGAUAGGCCAUGGACUUGCUGCUCCGAAUCUUGCAGAAGAUCAUGGUCAGAAAAAUGUAACAUCAUCCAUAGCAGUAGAAGACAAAACUGAUACAAAAAGUUGA
Messenger RNA from Paraglomus brasilianum, 186 nucleotides. The record is from the annotation of a GenBank genome assembly. NCBI's taxonomy places the organism in Eukaryota, Fungi, Glomeromycota, Glomeromycetes, Paraglomerales, Paraglomeraceae.